Molecule: messenger RNA, 2060 nt
Organism: Acanthochromis polyacanthus (spiny chromis)
Lineage: Eukaryota; Metazoa; Chordata; Actinopteri; Pomacentridae
Product: CST complex subunit CTC1-like
Biological process (GO): telomere maintenance via telomere lengthening; positive regulation of DNA replication
Cellular component (GO): CST complex
Molecular function (GO): single-stranded DNA binding; telomeric repeat DNA binding
Source: RefSeq, a predicted model, not a curated record
CAUGCUGUCUUGAGGAUGGUGGGUUCUCCCAGGCGGCGCCCCCUGCUGCUGGUCGGUGUGUUGGAUUUUCCAUCUCAGAUGUCUGAACUCAGACAGACUCUACAGCUCAGAGACGCUACAGGAGGCGUGGCCUGCGUCACCACGGAAACCAGCGAGGACCACAGCAGAAGACAGAGAGCGUCCUACAACACCGCCUGGAUAGGAUGUCUGGUGUGUGUCCGACAGUUCACCAUGGUAACGGAGAGAUUCCUCCAAUCAGAGUUCCCCUCCUACCAACACCUGGACCAGGAGAAGUUCAUCACUGACAGACACACCAGAGUUUACCUGCAGUUUUCUCUGGACCACCUCCACAUCCUGAGUCCAUCUGUCGCCAUGGUAACUCACCUGAGGCAGAAGAGGGAGCAGUCAGCAGGUGAUGUCACAGCGAGGAAGAAGACUGCAGACAGGAAGAGGAAAAGAGAAGAAGACACAGGCUCCUCUCACUCUGCCUCCUCUGUUACCAUGACAACGAGCUCUGUGGGCGGUGGCUCCCGGCCCUGCGUCUCCAUGGUGAUCAAGGUGGAGCAGAAAGAGGGCGUGGCCUUGAGAAACACAGGGGCGGAUACAAAGGAGGAGGCGGGGCUGACACUGUGCUUCUCAGCCAGAGCUGCUGUGAUUGGUCCAGUGGUCAGAUGGGGGCGGGACCCAAAGAAUGAACCAAUGACAGCCAGAGAGGCGGAGAGAGAGGAAGAGGACAAGGUGGUUCUGGUGUUCUCAGGUGCAUCUGCUCGAUGGUUUCCUGUCCUCCAUCCUGGAUGUUUCUACAGACUCAUUGCUGUUAACACUCAGGAUCCCAGUGUUUUCAUUGGCUCUGGAGUCUCUGGACAGAGUGGGGUGGAGCUCCAAACUGACUCCACCCUUCAGGUCACGUCUGAUUGGAGACUCCACACUCUAACACGCCCACAGCUCCUGCACACCUGCAGACAGGUUCUCUCAUCCACGGUCCUUUCUGUCUCUGAUGUUUUGGACAGCAGGUCAGAGAUGGUGUGUUUCCAGGGUCUAGUGUCUGAGAGGAUCAGUGUGAGAGACAGGACCACCCACUGUGGAUACACAGGUGAACACUCGGGUAAAUACAUACAGGUGAACACAUACCUGAGUGUGCGUCUCACGUUGUGUGACCAAAGUGGGAGGAGUCUCCAUGUGUACCUGGACUUAAGCCACACCCCCUACCCACCUGGACUGUUGCCUGGCAACACCUUGCUGCUGUCUGCUGUGCAGAGGAGGCAGUCCAGGACAGGAAGUGUGUACUGCAGGUUUCUACCUGUCAGCUCGAUAACCGUCGUCUCUCAGGGAGACACCAGGUCGCCCCCUCCUCCUGCUCCCAUCAUGCAUCUGGGUCCGUGGGCUCUGAGCUCAGAGCAGAGCUGCUUUGUGGGUCAGGUCAAAGGUCAUGUGGUGUGUUUCCUGUUCCUGCAGCUGCAGUGGAGCUGCUCACUGUGUGGCAGUGUGUACACACAGUCUUGCUGUUCUCUUCAGUGUCAUUCCACUUCAUCCAUCUUUCAGUCCAAGCUGGUGAUUGAUGAUGGGACAGGUGAGGCUCACGUCUGGUUCUCAGGUGUGCUGGUUCGUCUUCCUGGAUUGGCUGAUUCUCAGUGGGAGGGGCUUGAGAGAGCGCUCAGGGUUAAAGGUCACAUCAGAGUCUAUCCCCGGGGGCGGAGCUUGGUGUGUGACGGUGACUCUGAUGAGUCUCUCUUUAACUUCCUGAUGUGUGCGUGCAGCAGUGAUGUUGUCUGUCGGCCGAUUUCCCUCACCUGCAGGAAGCACACCUACCUUAGAACAGAAGAGGUCAGGAGGUUCAGUCGAGCAGACAGAGACUUCGUCACCACGUUGCUCCGCCCUCUGCAGCUCACCUGUCUACACCUGCACUGAUCCAGUCUACUGCCUGUUGUCAUGGCAACACCUGUGUCUAAGCCCCGCCCCUUAUCGUUGACCCAGCUGAAGCAGUGUACCCAGUCCUGUUUCUGAUCUGUGUCAUUGAUUAGGUAUUGGUCUGCAGUAAACUGAUGUUCUGAAGGAUCUGA